AUUGAAAUGUAAUUUAAUGGUGUCAGGCAUUUGAUGUCAAGUUGGUUCAAAAUCCGCCAAUGUCUAUGACCAUGGUUUGUAUUAUGGCUUGUUGUGUAUAAUGGCAUAGUUUUUAAGUGGAUUUUAAAAUUUUCUUUUCCGUGGUCUGGGUUAAUUGCUAAGUGGGACUUUGGUGAACAAUGAUACAUGCAUUGGGCUUGGAGCAGUUUAUGACUGCAGCCAUUGAUGGAAAUGCAACCUAGAAAGCUAUAUAUGACCCCUGUAGAAAUCCUUGCAUUCCUGUGAUACGGGUGUUGCAAUGUUAGGAUGAAAUUUUUAUCUGCUAGUUGUAGGGGUAUGGCUGACUGCAAGAGAUUCCAUACAAGUAAAUUGUGUUUAUCUGGUAUAUUUUCAAAUUGGGUGUUCAGGACAUGGUGUUGAUUGAAAAUCUACUCAUGCUCAUGGCUACGGUCGUAUUUGUGGCGAGUAAUUUAUAGUGAAUUGGUAUUAAAAUCGAGUGAUGUACAUGCAUGCACUGAGCUCCGAGCUGUGGUUAUUGAUGGAAAUGCAGGCAGCUUAGAAAACUAUAUAUGAGCCUCCAUGAAAUCCUUUUGCUUUUCUGUUCGCAGGUGUUGGAUUUAAAAUGAAAUUUCUGUUUGGGCUAGAUUGGAUUCUUAAGGUAUGGAUUGGACUUUGUAGUAUUAAACUGUGUAUGGAAGUGGAUUUUGUGUGAUUACAAUCAUUGGAUCAGUUGCACUCCUUUGGCCUGAUGAUGGAAAACUCAUUUCUGGGAGCGGUACUAUGGAUUAUUAUAAGUAUGAGCCUUUUCUAUCAUUCUUUCCAUGCUAGUCCUCAUCAUCAUCAUCAUCAUCAUCAUCAUCACCACCACUCUCUUUCUCUCUCUCUCUCUCUCUCUCUCUCUCUCUCUCUCUCUGUGGCAUGCAUGGCCGAAGAUGUGAAGAGGCUCAUACUGAUAAUCCAGCAGCUAACCGUCGAUGACCAGAUAUAGCUAUGAGAUCUGAAGGCUUAUGCAGAGACAAAUUUUACGUAUGUAGUGAUAACAUCCUCUCUAAGGUGACCUUGCAACAUGGAUUCAAUAAAUUUUAGUCAACUGGAAAUAGUUGUGGUGUCCUGUGAUGCAGUGAUGGUGCAGGAGCAUCUGUUAGAAUCUCCUAAUCAAAGUGGGCAUCAGCCAAAAAGGCUAAGUUUUAGUUGUAUUAAAUUAAUAGGUUAUUUUAUUACUUGUUUUCCUAUUCUUACUAGGAUUUGGAUUUAAUUUCCUGUUUAGGUUUUUAAUUUCCUAUAUCAAUUAGGUUUUCUAUAUUCUAGUAUAAAUAGGCUAUUAAGAGACUGUUGUAUUUAGUUUUGUUGAUGAAUAUAAUUUCAGACUUUAGUAUAUAGAGUUUCUAUUGGUGUUUUGCCCUAGAACUCAAUUAUCUUCGUUCCAACUUCAAUUCUACUGCUUUAUCCUUCUAUUCUCUGUAUUUUUGAUAUGUUUGGGUCACUGGACAGCAGCUUAUAGCCGCUGCCCUGCAUCAAGUGAUCUUUACAAUGGCACUCUGAUCUCAUCCAUGGUUUUGUUUUUCUUUUGGUCUGGUAUGUACUACAAGUGGGGAACUGUUAUGUUUGAUUCUUGUGUAUAUGCGCUUUAUAAGCAUAAUUUGCCCAAUGAUGCAUACUUGUGUUCUUUGGUGGUUGAUUUGAUUGUCAGUAUGAGCCUUGAUGCUUGUGUUUUUGAGUUGUUGUUGUUGUUGUUGUUGUUGUGGCAAGGCUGUAAAUGAAAAUCAAAGCCCACCAUUAUUGAUACAUUCAGGACAUGAUAAGAUCUGAGGGCUUUUUUUCCUUUCUUUUCUUUUACUUGGGUAAGUGGUGUCGGGGAAAUGGAUAUUUGUCGGUUUACACGUUGAAGGUAUGUUGGCAAAUGUCUUUGUUAUCGGUCUUAUGCUUUGUUGUUUCUAUUCUUCAUCAUGUUGAUUCAUAUGUGAUAACAAGUUUGUUGCAUCUAUAUAAAUUUUCCUUUGGUUUUAAUGUUGAAACCUAUUAGCUCUUUCAACAUGACAAUGUGCAGUUUUUUCUCAUUAUUUUUCCUACUUUCUUUCGUUUGGAACUCUAUUAAGUCUGUUAAUUCAUGUGGACUGGUGGAAUUUUAUAGUUGCAGUCUAUGACAACUUGGGUGUCUUUUUUGCUUGUAUUUCCAUUGGCUCUCAUUUUGACAACUAUUUGCUGCCUCUUCCAGCAUUAAAGGUGUAUGCUCUGACUCUCUGGUUAAGAGUCCCCGUAAUGUUAGUGUUUGACUGUGGGCUGUUUAGGUAUUGUUGGGUUACAGUCUCUGUUUUGGCAUUGAGGUUUUUGUAUGCUUGUAGUCCCGGUAAGUUUUGGCCUAUAAGUUGUUUGCUUAAGUACCUCAGUCCUGGUAGUGUUUAGUGUUUUUGCCUUUAGAUUAGACAGUGGAUAACUAGGUUUUUAAUUUUCCAGGGCUUGCGAACAAUUAUGACAGAUUUUUUCUGCUUCUUUGUUAAGUUGAUUUAUGGGAUUAAUCAGUCUUGCGCUCACUUGGCAAAUGAUUUUUCCUCAGCUUUAUCUGAUUGUGUACUUCUUUUGUCUGUUAUAAUAGUUCAUCUACCUGCACCUAUUUGAGUUCACCACCCGUGGUUAGCUCAAUUUUUUUAUUUUUUAUUUUUUGAAAACCCAAAACUCCACUUUGGCCCUCGUUUGGGAUUCUGCUUCACUUUAAAGUAAGAAGUUUAAGGUGUUUGGUAAAAAUAAAAUAUCCCGAUUAUUUUAAAAGCAGUGGCCUUUUGACAGUAACUUUUAAAAGCAAGCUUUGAGUUGCUUUUCAAAGCUGCUUUCAAAAGAAGCAGAGAUGAACCUUUAAUAAGUUGCUUGGUAAGCAGAGACACCAACUGGUCCCAAACCCACUGGACUACAACUCAUUGGUCCCAAGGUUAGCUCUAUGAUGGAUGACGAAAUUUCAUCGAGCAGCUGCUUGGUUUGAUCUAUCAUUGACCUUUAUAACCCCACAACCCUCUCUUUCUCCUUUCCUCUAUCUAUGUGUGUGUGUGUGUGUAUAUAUAUCUUGGUUGUGGGGGAUGGCUUUUGGUAGAUCCCAUUAGCAUUAAGCUGUGAAUGAUUUGAUGGAAUCUAUUAGUUCUGAGGGCUUUUGGUAGAUCCCAUUAGCAUUAAGCUGUGAAUGAUUUGAUGGAAUCUAUUAGUUCUGAGGGCCUUCUCACACUCUAGUUUCUCUCAGAGCUUUCUGUAUUGAAGAUUGCUGAAACUACUGAGUUCGUGUUUCCAAUGUGUUGAUAUGAAAAUAGCCGCAUGUGUCCAUCUGAAUUUGAUUGAUUUUGCACAUCAUGGGGAUUUGGAUUGUUUAAGAUUCAAAAUUCACUCACAAUUGCAAAUUUUUUUCACCACUGCAGCUGUGUAUCCAUUUUUUUUCUUUUUUGUUUUUUCUUUGGCUAAUGAAAAUACAUAAUGAAUGUUGAAGCAAAUCCAUUUUCAUAAUUCUUGUUAUCAUGUGGUUUAUAGCACAUCUAUUUCAAUCAGCUGUUUAUGCUUUUCUGGGUUUAUGUGGAUGCGGAAGUUUUGAAAUUUGAACGGUUUUCUGCUAGGAUAUCGAUUUUUAUAUGACAGCACCUCCUUGGGUAAUUAUGAGCUGUUUUGUUUGCUCAAUUAUAUUUCAGUUUGUAAAAUUGUUCUUGUAAAAGAUAGUCAUCAGUUCAAUUCUCACUCCCCUUGCAUUCAUUAAUUUAUCCAUUGACGGCCGAAUAUUUACAUAUAUUUUUUGUUAGCUGAAGUAAUUUGCUAUUUCCUUCAUGUAUAAGUUAUUCUAUGUGCUGUAGCUGUAUGGAAAUCAUAUAUGGUUGGUUUCUUUUGGAUGAUGCUUUUGAGCAUUCUCUGAUAAUAUGCCCGAUGAUGCAAAUCUGAUUUCAUGGAGCAGUGCUUCACUUUAAGCCUCCAUUUGUUACACCACUGUGACCGUCGUCAAUGUCUUCUGCUGCUGCUGCUGCUUCUUCAUCUUCAUCAUCAUGUUUAUUAUUAUUAUUAUUAUUAUUAUAUGUGGCGAUGAUCCAGUGGUGUUCCUGAAUGUUGAUCGGCUUUCAAUGAAGUUUCACUGUCUCAAAUGUCUGAGGGCCCAAAACUUCGUUUGGCGAUUUAAUUCAUUGAUAGGCCAAUGGAUUUUACCUGUGCUGUCUAAAUGUGCCCCAUCUGUUAAUUAAUGAAAAUACAUUUACAAGCUCAAUAACAGAAAAUUAUAGUACUCUUAUUGAAAGACCACAAUAAAAUUUUCACCAAAAACAAAACACCAAUAAAAUAGAGAAAAAAAACACUUUUUUAGAAUAUAAAAAAGAACAAAAAAAGACCUGUUAGUUUGUGGUUAAGUCGCAUUACUAGGCAAGGAGUGAGUUUGUAUGGGCCAGAGGGAAGCAUUAGCCCGUCUUAAACUACUACUAGCCUCCUUUUAAGACUACUUGCCUCCUUUUCUGCAAAGAGAUAUGAGAAGGAUAUUUAGAAAAACUUUUGCACACAUGUCAUACUGUUAUUGGCAAUUAGCAAGAAUGUAUGAGCUUCUCCAUUCCUACUUACUUACAUGGUGAGGGAAGUAUAUUAAAUUAGUUUUGUUUUUGGUCAAUAGUGAGCUGUAAUGACUCACAUCAUUGCCAAAAUCUACUAACCAGUGUCAGUGUAUUUCGAUUGCCAGCUUCUGUGUGAUUAUUAACACGUAAAACUAAAACUUAUACGAAUUUCAAAUUAAAAUCUGUAAUUUGUUAUCUAAAAAAUUAAGAAUUAGACUAACUAGAAUGCUAAUUUCCGUGUGUUUAUUAACACAGGUAUAAAAAUAAUAUGAAUCUCAAAUUCAAAUUUGUAAUUUAUUAUCCGAAAAAUCAAGAAUUAGAUUAAUGAAGUGGUGAAUCUCUCUUCUAUUCCUUUUUAAACCCAAAGCUUUGGCACGUGGAAUGACAAAAAAUAAAACUAAACAAAUAAACUACUGCCGACGUGUCCAGCCUGCCGCUGACGUGCGUUCUGCUUCUCUUUUGCUUUUGUCUGUUUGUUUGCUGAGAAAAUUUCUACUUUCUUUCCCCUUUAUUCUCAUGGAUGUUAUUUCUGUUUGAUGAGAAGAAAGUAUGGGAGUGAGGAGCUACCAUCGUUUCCUUGUGCAUCUCUGCCAUUGAUUUUCUUUGUUAGAAAUGUAUAAUUAUGUUUCUCUGUGCUUUCCCUUCUCUGGGUUUUCUAAUUUAACCCAGAGAACCAAAAUGGGGUCUCAAAUUUAGCGAAGAGAACAGUCUUUCUCUGGUUUUCCCAAUUCUCAAUGGUCCCUCUGCCUCAACCAAGAAAACCCAAUUACGUUUAAGAUUGAUUUUUCACUUCUGGAUUCAUCUCUCUACGUCUUUCUCAGAGAUUUGGAUGUUUCUGUUUUUUUAACACAUAGAUUAAGGAGGCUCUUGAAAUUGGCAGAAGUCUGAAGCUUUCGGCUUGAAAAGGAGACUGCUACACCACCAGCAGAAAUUUUUGGGAGAGAGUGAAUGAGUAAAAGGGCAGUUUCAUUUUUUCCACAGGAGGAGGAGAUGGAGAUAAACAAAGAAAACAGGAAACGUCCUUCAUCGGACUCUCUUGUACAGCAAAGUCAAUGGCAACUGCACAAUUCUGACCCCCCAACAGUUGCCUUUGCUCGUUCUAUGGAUCUAAAUAGAGAAAACAAGAAACGUGCUUCAUCAGACUCAUUUUUACAGUGGAGCCAAUGGCAACUGCUCGAUUCUAUCCUUCCAACAGGUGGUUUUGCUCACUCUUUUGGUCUUGAGGCAGCAAUCCAAGCGAGCAUAGUCUCUUGUCCUGAAGAUCUCCAAACUUUUGUAAUCCAUCUGUUGGAGAAUACUGGAAGCUUACUCCUUCCUUUUGUCUAUUCUACAACAAUGUCGCCUGAUUCUGAGACCAGGCGCAAACUCGACAAAAUGUUGGAUGCAAUGUUAACUAAUGAAGUGAGUAGGAAGGCAUCAAUUUCACAAGGGUCGGCAUUGAUGAGGGUGGCUGCAUCCGUGUACUCAGAAAUACCAUAUCUUAAAUCUAUGAGGGAAGCUUCUUUAAGUUCUGGGGUUGUUUCUUUUCACCAUGCCCCUAUGUUUGGGGUUAUAUGUGGUCUGCUCGGGUUGGACAGCGCUACUUCUCAAAGGGCUUACAUGUUUAUUACAAUGAGAGAUGUUAUUUCUGCUGCAACAAGGCUCAAUUUGGUAGGGCCCCUUGGUGCGGCUGUACUGCAGCAUCAGAUUGCUCCUGUUGCUGAAGCUAUACUGAAUCGAUGGAAGGACCGUCCAGUUGAGGAAGCAUGCCAAACUGUUGCUUUGCUUGACAUUGUGCAAGGUUGCCAUGGCUACCUGUUUUCUAGACUGUUCUGUUCUUAAAGUCCCCAAAUAAAUGCAUCAAAUGGUGGAGCCUGCUUGAACUUUUCUUAAUCUUCUUUAGGAAAAGCUUCAUCCAAAGACUGAGGAAGCAUUUAAUUCAAAACUCUCUUUUCAAGAUGUGGAAGUUCCUAGUUACAAAGAGAAAAUAUGUAUUACUCAAUUUCUUUCUGGUUUUCUUUCAACUCAAAUACAGAACAGGAAAUUCAAAAA
Molecule: messenger RNA, 6587 nt
Organism: Prunus persica (peach)
Lineage: Eukaryota; Viridiplantae; Streptophyta; Magnoliopsida; Rosales; Rosaceae
Product: urease accessory protein F
Exons: 3
Coding region: 5505-6377 (290 amino acids)
Molecular function (GO): nickel cation binding
Source: RefSeq, a predicted model, not a curated record